Molecule: messenger RNA, 624 nt
Organism: Coprinopsis cinerea okayama7#130
Lineage: Eukaryota; Fungi; Basidiomycota; Agaricomycetes; Agaricales; Psathyrellaceae
Exons: 6
Coding region: 1-624 (207 amino acids)
Biological process (GO): regulation of DNA-templated transcription
Molecular function (GO): zinc ion binding; DNA-binding transcription factor activity, RNA polymerase II-specific
Source: RefSeq, a predicted model, not a curated record
AUGCCGCCCUCGGAUAAAGGCAAAGAGCCAAAGAUCAGGAAGAAACCCGGCCGUCGACAGACAUCAUGUGCAGAAUGCAGGCGGUUAAAGCUCAAGUGCGAUAGAGGUGUACCUUGCGAGAAAUGCGUGUCGAGGGGAUGUGGGGAGAUUUGUCCCGAAGGCGUUUUGGCGUCUACAAAAGGAAAUAGGAUGGUUCUAGCAGGCACCGAGGAACUCCAUGAGCGUAUCGACUUUCUGGGCGCCCGGAUACGCGAGCUAGAAGAUGCGCUGAAGAUUCUGCAAGAACAAGUUUCCGACCAGCCUCAUCCAUUACUACGGACAGACGUGUUGCGGCCACCUCCUCCACCUGUGCCCUCUCAGUCGUCGUCCACUGUGCCCAUACGACCCCCGCUGUCGCGCCGUCAAUCUUAUCAAGGAUCGACGUCGAAUUCCACGACCAGCGGGACGACUUCUGCGUCUUCUUCGGCUAAAUCCCCGCCACCUUCGCACAGCGGCGAUUCAGAGAUGAAGUCUGCAGAGGAGGAGGACGCUGACGUGCAGGUCAUCGACGCCUUUGGCACUCUGACGUCCUUCCCUGCGUUCCCCGUCACCCCGCUCAUCACGCUUCACGAAUCCAGUUCUUGA